This is a messenger RNA of Carassius gibelio (silver crucian carp), 4024 nucleotides long. RefSeq names its product neuregulin 1 (gene nrg1). Lineage: Eukaryota; Metazoa; Chordata; Actinopteri; Cypriniformes; Cyprinidae. The transcript is spliced from 9 exons. Gene Ontology annotation, molecular function: chemorepellent activity; protein tyrosine kinase activator activity. The record is from RefSeq and is a predicted model, not a curated record. Bases 537 to 2540 code for a protein of 667 amino acids. Gene Ontology annotation, biological process: activation of transmembrane receptor protein tyrosine kinase activity; nervous system development; intracellular signal transduction.
CGAGCGGGAGACAGACCGUGUGUGUUGGUGUGAUGGAUAAGGAUAAGGAGAAAGAGGAGGGGUGAAAGCAGGGGUGUGUGUCAUCCUCACUCCUAUCUACACAUGCUUGCGUGCGGUUCUGUGCUCAAGUCUUUCCUUUGAUCAGACAUGCACCUGCUGCCGCUUUCGGAUGAUUCAGCUGUUUUCUUCAGAGCAUGAACCGCAGCCUGUGUGCUCCAGCCCUGCCCCCAGGUGAGUCCAGUGCUCUCUGAGGGGGGAUCCACCCUCGGGCGGCCUCCGGAGCAUAUGCCUUAUUUAUAGACUCGCUGCCUGUGUUUUUCUUCCUGCUCUGUGAGAACGAACCUGAAUGACAUAAAAUCAGAGCCACAGAAGUCUUCCUCUUUAGUAACGAGGUUAGUUGGUGGAGCAUCGUGUAAGUCCCUUCCCCCUCGCUGGUGAUCUGAUAAUGGAAAGAAGACUUUACGAGGCAGCAUGCCUGCCGCAGCAUUAGAGGAGUCCUGCGCAGCUGCUUCUGAGCGACCAAACCAGGGGCGGAGAUGAAGUCGGAAGCGGCGGAGGACGUCUCUGCCGGACUUGCAUCUCAAGAGGCUCCUUCGGAUGCCUUGUCUGAGGUGACCACGAAAGAGACGCCCGAGGAAGCGGAGGAGGACGUGGCGGGGGGCAGCGACGGCUCAGAGAGUGCUCCUCUGGGAUGCGUGCCUUUGCCUGUGGCUGCAUGCUGCGUGUGCCUCGAUCUGGAGCGGGUGAGCAACUGCAUCCGCUCAGAAAAAAUCUGCAUCUUGCCCAUCCUGGCCUGCUUGCUAAGUCUGGCCCUCUGCACCGCCGGCCUCAAAUGGGUCUUUGUGGACAAGAUCUUCGAGUACGAGCCGCCGACCCACCUUGAUCUCAAGCGCAUCGGACAGGAUCCUAUAAUCGAUUCAGACUUAACUCAGAAAUCCGCAUCAGUCUCAUUUUCCACCCCGUCGACUCCGUCUGUCCCAGGACAGCCCAAGGUCUUUGUGGAAGGGGAGUCCACGGCCAGACCCUUUGAGCCGUCCUCAUCGAAGGUGCCUGUAUUUACGCCCACUGCAGCAGUGUCUCCACCCAGACCCAAGAGCACCUUCAAACCCCUCCAGAAUACCACUGCAGACCAGUAUCCAACUCAAACUCGGGAAUCUAACGAUAUUGUUCCUAAGACCUCGGCCACCAGCACCACUCCCUCAGCCAAGACCUCGAGUCAUGUGACGCGCUGCAGCGAGAGCGAGAGGAACUUCUGCGUGAACGGAGGCGAGUGCUACAGUCUGGAGGUGCCACCCGGCAACAUCAAACACCUCUGCAGGUGCCCCAGUGAGUUUACUGGUGAUCGCUGCCAAAACUACGUAAUGGCCAGCUUCUACAAACAUCUUGGGAUUGAAUUUAUGGAAGCUGAGGAGCUCUAUCAGAAACGCGUUUUGACUAUAACAGGCAUCUGCAUCGCUCUUCUAGUUGUUGGCAUCAUGUGUGUGGUGGCUUACUGCAAGACAAAGAAACAGAGGAAAAAGCUGCAUGAUCGUAUGCGGCAGAGUUUACGAGAGAGAAACGCUGCGGCCAAAGGUCCACAGCACCCUCACCCUCCUCCCGAAAACCUGCAGCUGGUCAAUCGUUACAUGCCGAAAAAUACCGUUCCUCCUCAUGUGCACGUGAUGGAGAAAGAAUUGGAAACAUCUCUCUCUACAAACGAGUUUGCUUCAUCAACACAUGCGUCCACUGCUGUCUCUCACUCCUCCAGCCAGUGCUGGAGUAAUGGGAAAGCAGAGAGCGUGGUUUCUGACAGUCACGCAGUCCUGGUCAAGUCAUCGUUGGAGAACUGCCGGCACGGGACGCCCGGUCACAGGGGGCGUCUGAAUGCGACCGGAGGAGUCCAUCAGCUCAAUGAUCACCUGAAGAGCUCCUGCAGAGACUCCCCCUACAGAGAGAGGUGUGUUUCGUCCAUGACCUCACCCAGCCGUCUGUCCCCCGUGGGGCUCCUCUCUCCGGUGACGCCCUCCUCGCCUCCUUCCGAGAUGUCGGCUCCUCUGUCCAGCCUGGCGACCUCUGUCCCAUCCAUGGCAGCGAGUCCCUCAGGGGAGGAGGAGCGCCCCCUGCUGUUCCGGACCCCUCCGAUCCUGCGUGACAAAUCCGGUUUGAAUCAGUCAGGCCAUAAUCUCCGCAACUCGGCUCACUACAAUCACGGCCUGGAGCUGGCCAGCCCUCCGCACACCGCAGAGCAGGAGGAGAGUUCACAGCAGCACCAAAGCACAGCCGCAGCGUCCGCCCCGAACAGCUCAAGAACUCAGACGGCGCUGGAGCCGCUCAGCAAGAGUAACUCAGAGAGCAGCAGCUCGGAGAGCGAGACUGAGGACGAGCGGGUGGGAGAGUACACGCCAUUUCUGGGCUUACAGACCCCUCUGGCCGCUGGAUCAGUUGUUCUGGACGGGCUGGAGGGCAGCAGAACUAACCCCGCACUGCUCCUCUCGCCGAAACACGACCUGCAGAGCAGAUUGACGGCCGUCAUGGCCAACCAAGAUCCUAUAGCUGUGUGAAAGCUGCAUUGAAGAAAAAAAUCACCACUAAACCUUUAUUUUCUACAAUUAAGUACUGCAAAACUUUUAUUUUAGUGAUGUAGUGAAACAAAGACUUUUAUAUGUAUGUGUACAACGUGUUCGUGUCAUGGGGGAAAAAAAGUGCCAUUCACAUGUAGCUGAGGUCACAGUAUUUCAAUGGCAGAAAAAAUAUAAUCUAUGGUGCCUUUUCAUUUCAGUUUGAAGAAAAAAGGACUGCAUCAUGACACUGGGCCAUAUAUUCAUGUAUUUAAGGCAACAACUGAGAAAAAAAAGAAUCCACCAGCAUUCCAUGUCAGAAUCCUUGCUAUCGGAUUAAAGUGUGAAGAGCAUCACGGUCUCAUGACCUCUGACCCACUCUCUCUUAUUUAACACACCUGAUUCAUCAACUGAGCUGUGGCAGAUAAGAGAGACGAGCAGGACCAACCCUAGUGAUGUCAAUUAUUAUGCAUUUUUAUUUAAAGUAUGAAGUGUGGCUGCUGCAAACUAAAAACAAGACAAUUAGAAAGCUAUAGAAAUUAAGAGUUGAUGCUAAAAAAAUCAGCUAUUACAAUCAGCUAUUAAUCAACUUUUAUAUUAUGGUUGUCAUGUAUAGCAGACAUGACUUCUAUGAGACAGCUGAUAGAUUUCUGUCAUAUUACUGCGGAAUGACUGAAUAUAUGGCUCACUUUGUCGAUUGUGCUCAUUGGCUUCUCAAGCAAUGCAUUGUGGGAAAAUUACAGCACCACUUUUAUGAUACUGAUUAUAUCUUUUUAUUUCUUAUUGGUUUUUGUCCAAUCAUUUUUAUUUUUUACAUUUGUCCUUUGCUAUCCAUGUAGAACGUUACAUUAUAUUCAAAGUGUUCCUUUGUUCUUUUUCAUCAUGUUUGUGUGUACAUGUGUAACCAUUUAAAGAACAAAUCACCUGUUGUACAGUAUUUUGCUAUGUUUGCAUCACCAGAUUAUACAGUAACUUAUGUAUUCACAGGGUUUUACUGAAAAUAGCUUGUAAUAGUCUAUCAGCUUGUUAAACAGAAGAACUGGUUACACAAACAACACUUUUAACCUAGAGCUCACUAUAAAACUCACGGCUCUAGGGCGUGAAGGCCUUUUCCGCUAAGUUUUCAUUUGAAUGAAAUGUGGCCCAUUUUAUUGUAUUUAUUUUCUUUAUUUAUUUGUAAUUUAUUUAUUUAUUACCUGGGCCUUCUGAAAUAUAGCAUCUAUAAAUCUAUAUUUUAAUAGCAAUGAUAAUAAGAGAUAUUUGCAGUCUUUGGUACAUCAACAAAACCUUAUUUUGGUGUUUUUUUGUUUUUGUUUUUGUUUUGUUUUCUCAUCACUCGAUUAUAUUUGUGUGUUGUUUUGCCAUUUAGGCCUAGACUCUGUUAUUCAAACUCUCAUUCAGAAACAAUAAAUGUUCACCAUGACAAACAUCCAUGAACCUGAUUAUAUAAUUAAAAUGAGCUGAACUGCAUCUAGGACACUUGAAAA